AUGCCACCAACUCAGUUACCCGCGUCGGGGAACCCUCUAGUCUUCUUUGAUAUCACAAUUGGAGGUGAGCCACUCGGACGUAUCCAAUUUGAGCUCUUCGCCGAUGUCGUUCCCAAGACGGCCGAGAAUUUCCGUCAAUUCUGUACCGGGGAAACCAAAAAUCAUCUUGGUAGACCGCAAGGAUACAAAGGCAGUAAAUUCCAUCGAAUCAUCAAGGAUUUCAUGUGUCAGGGGGGUGAUUUCUUGAAUGGCGAUGGUACGGGCUCUACUUGUAUUUACGGACUGAGUAAAUUCGAUGAUGAGAAUUUUACCCAUAAGCAUACGGAACCGGGACUUUUGUCCAUGGCGAAUGCUGGUCCAAAUACCAAUGGUUCUCAAUUCUUCAUAACCACAGUCCCAACCCCCUUCCUCGAUAAUAAACAUGUUGUCUUUGGCAAAGUAGUCGAUGGAAUGGACGUCGUCCGUAAAAUGGAAAAUACUCGCACGAAUCCAAAGGAUGCUCCGCAAUUACCCGUCGUCAUUUCUCUAUGCGGAGAAAUGUAA
Messenger RNA from Botrytis deweyae, 543 nucleotides. RefSeq lists its product as uncharacterized. Gene Ontology annotation, cellular component: intracellular membrane-bounded organelle. Gene Ontology annotation, molecular function: peptidyl-prolyl cis-trans isomerase activity. Gene Ontology annotation, biological process: protein peptidyl-prolyl isomerization; protein folding. The transcript has 6 exons. The record is from RefSeq and is a predicted model, not a curated record. NCBI's taxonomy places the organism in Eukaryota, Fungi, Ascomycota, Leotiomycetes, Helotiales, Sclerotiniaceae. The coding region runs from base 1 to 543 and encodes 180 amino acids.